Myiozetetes cayanensis is the source of this 7529-nucleotide messenger RNA. It is a transcript of the gene CREBZF, whose product is annotated as CREB/ATF bZIP transcription factor. The record is from RefSeq and is a predicted model, not a curated record. NCBI's taxonomy places the organism in Eukaryota, Metazoa, Chordata, Aves, Passeriformes, Tyrannidae. The transcript is spliced from 2 exons. The coding region runs from base 45 to 953 and encodes 302 amino acids.
CUCGGGCAUCGUCCCUUCCCGUCCCGUCCCGCCGGGCCCCCGCCAUGCGCCACAGCCUCACGCAGCUGCUGGCGGCCUCGGCCGGCGGGACCGGCCCGUCGGGCGCCGCGUGGCCGCUGCCCGGCGCGGGGCAGGCCCCGAGAGGGCGGGAUGUCGGCGGGGAGAGCGACCCGGGCCCCGCGCGGCCCAAGCCCCCGGGCGCCUCGGAGCCGCGGCGGCAGGAGAAGGAGGCCGAGGCGCCCAGCGGCCCGCUGGAGGUGUGGGAGCAAGAGGACUGGUUCCCGGGACUGGAGCUGGGAGACCUGCUGGAGGCGGCCCGGCCGGACUGGGACCUGGAGGCGGAGCUGAGCGGCUGCUUCUGUGAGGAGCCGGAGCCGCUGCCCCCGCCGGGCCAGGGCCCGCGUCCGGCCGUGUCCGGGCGGCGGAGCGGCGGGGCCGGCAGCCGGCUGAAGGCGGCGGCGGCGGCGCGGCUGAACCGGCUGAAGAAGAAGCAGUACGUGCUGGGGCUGGAGAGCCGCCUGCAGGGCCUGGCUGCCGAGAACCGGCAGCUGCGGGACCGCAACCGCGGCCUGAGCCGCCGCCUGCGAGAGCUGGAGCGGGAGAGCAGCUACCUGCGGGCCGUGCUGGCGAACCAGAGCGCGCUGGGGCAGCUGCUGAGCCGCCUGGCCGGGACCCGCGCCGGCGGGCUGCAGCUCAGCACCAGCCUCUUCAGGGACACGGGCAGCCCCCGCCGCCAGCACCAGCACCUCCAGCCCGCCGGCGAGAGCAGCGACCACGACUACGCCCUGCCCAGCUCCCGGCCCCGCGGCCUGGAGGAGGCGGCCGUGGGGACUGAGGCGGAGGAGGAGUGGGCGGCCCCCGGCGGGAUUUGCCUGCACGUGGACCGGGAUCAGGUGUCGGUGGAGUUCUGCUCCAUCUGUGCUCGGCGGGCAGCGGCCUCCUUCAAAAUGUAGGGUCAAGUACCUGCUGCAAGUACUCGUGGGGUUCUCACCCCUAAGGGCCUCGCGUCGCGGCGGAGGAAACAGGCGAUGUUUCUCUUUUAGGUGCUUGCCCUGCCAGGCUCCGUUGUGUAGGGGUUAAAGAACAGUCGUUUUCCACCUCGCAACCUGGUAAGGAUCAAUAUAUUCCCAUAAUGCGGUAUCAGACAGCUUGCUUUGCUUAUCCCAGUCUCUUGUAAGGACUGGUUGAGGAAAUAAUUUCUCUGGUCCUUGGCCUACUCUGCCGAAAUGUUUCUAGCUCUGGAUGGUAACUAAUAAUGAAGGCUACAAUCACAUCAUUCUCAUUAGCUGUUUUCCCCUUUUCCUUUUUGAAACUGAUACAUUCGCUACAUAGCCAACACACAGCUACAUGUUGAAUUAAAAACGCUCAUGCCAUUUGAAAUAGAAAUUUUCUAUUAAACAAAGUAUCUGAUGAGCUGAAAAGGGAAAACAUGCUAAUAAAGAGGAUGUGCAUUUAUAGCUUUAAUCACAGGGGACUGUCCCAAAAGUGUAAGUAAAUUGCUUUUUCACUGAAUUAAAAAAAAUAAUUUUGUGACCUGUUAGUUUAAAAUACUGUCCAGUGUUAGGGAUGCACGGUACCUUUUAAAAGUCCUUCUCUGUCUUGCUCCAAUUCAUGAUGCAGGGUUAUGUCUGAUUAAACAGAACCUGAACACUGGUUAAAUCUGUACAGUAGAAUCCUCAUGUAGAGGAGUCAGUCUUUUGCAUGGACCUCUAAUGAGAAUUGGGUUUGAAGAAUGCAGUGCAUCAAAGUAACUAGUUACUUUAUCUUCCCAUAAAUAAAUCUCUGUGCCUAUGCACACUGAAAUUCCUACGUUACUUCAGAGUAGCUUUAAAGUCUAAAAAAUAUUGCGUGUAUAUGCAUGUGCUUAAUUUUACUGUAGAAUUCUUAAUUUAGCCUCCUACAGUAUCCAGAAAUCUGUAACUUCAUACAAUUAAGCACACUUUGGAGAUGAGCAAAUAUGUUUCUAGAGGCUAAUGAUUUGAAAAAUGCUCCACAGUUAACUGAGAUAGGAGGAAGAAUAGUUUGAAGAACAAAUAGUGUGUGUUUUCUUGUACUAGUCAGUGUUUCUCCCUAUCACAAAAGAUGAGUGGGUUCUUUUUUCAGUUGUAUUAUAAUGUUUAGGUUGUUUAAAUGUAUGUCAGUUGGGGGAAGAAGGAUUGUGGAAAUGAUAAUAUGUAAAGUGAGGUUUCACAAAGAAUACUUUCCAAAUCAGUUUCAUUUAUCAACUUCUUAAGAAAAAAAUCUAUUUAGUGUUUCUGAAAUACUGCUUCUUAAAGCCUUAAAUUUUGUGUUUAAGGCUAAGUAGGUGAAAGUGUUCUCUCCCAGUCACUUGCUUCAUUGGUGCUAGACCCUAUCACGUGUUCAUCAGUAUAAAAGGAGUUUGAUUUUCUUUGUGAAACAUCACUCUGUGAUAAAGUAUAUGUGUAUUUAGCAUCCUUGUUUUUCUUUAUGCUAAAGUGGAUUCAGCUGUGUUGGGGCAGAAGAGACGGGACCAGCUGCUGGCCACAUUUCCUGCUUUAUUUUAAAAGGUAGUAUAAGAAAUGAGAAUAAAGAGGUAACAGGGCUUUUGCUGUCUUUGGUUAAAAAGAAAAAAGUUGAAUGCUGGGAUCAUUUACUGUCAUUCAAGAUUUUUUUAAAAAGAUAAUAUCCUAUCAACCAGGUUUUACUCUACUGUAUGCAGAAUUCCAUCUGUUCAGGGUAUAUUGCCAGCACAAAAGAGACUUAGCGGGAUAUGUGUUACCUUACACCUCUGUGGUGGAUCAGCAGGGCUGUUCAAAGUUUCAGUCUUAAAUUGGGUAGCUGCUGUAACUGAUGGGUUAUACUCGUGCCACAGGAGUCAGAGUUAACCACCAGGACUUGCACUGACUGAUAUGCAAAAUGGAAAUAAUGUAGAUUCAACCUAGGCUCAACCUGCCUAGCUCAGACUUCAUGGAACAUGCUUUAUUUUGCAGUUUAUUGACAAAAAGAAAAACAUUAAUGUAGUGUGGGAUGUUACAGUGGCAUUUUCACGGUUACUUCAGUGUAGAAGUGUUUUUUAAGUUAAAUAUGCAUUCUUUCUUGUCGCAUCACUGCUAAAUGGCAGGGUCAGGGACUCAGUUCUUCUGGUCUCUGUGUGAACCUGCACGUCGCUCUGUCGUGACAUGACCUGUGAGCUGUGUCUGAGAGCAGCUGAUUUUCUGACAUGCAAAAUGAUGUAUUGUGGUACAAGAACAAGGUUAAGUCCCAAGAAAGUCAGUGGCUGCAGGCAUUUCUAGUGCCUACUGAAUCAUAUUUAAACCAAAUAGUGGGGAGGAAGCUAUUUGAAACUCUUGACUGUACUAUCUGUAUGGUGUAUUAUUAAUGUAGCUUUUUGAAGUGAAAGCCUUGAAAUGACACAAUACUUGAAAAUAUAUUGUAAAUGUUUCCUUGUAAUUAUGUGCCAUCCAGAUAAGAAUAUAAUAUCAUAAUAAAAUCAGACUUGUUGAUCUUUCAGUUUAUGGGCUCAAAUGUUUUUGCAUCUUCUCAUUAAUGUCUUGGUUCAGUAAACAAAGUGGGAAAACAAAGGAAAAUGCUGUUUCUGCUCUCUUUGUGGGUCAUCCACUGAAAACAAGAUAAAAUGGAUCAGGGUAUGCAGCAGAAAUGUUCUGGCUCAUCUGUAUUUAAAGAUAAUUUUGUGCUAAGGACAAAGAUGUUAUUCCUUGAACUGCAGAUAGAGUUGUACUUCUGAGAAUCAGCACAUCUUGUGUUCUAUAGUUGUUUUUCUUUCUUGAUUUUUUUUAAAUAUGGGUAUGUUUGAUCUAUAUACCAUGGAGGAGGAAAAUGGUUACAUAAACCCUUUCGUGGUCUGUUGGCAUCUUCCUGCUUUCUGUCCUUUUUUUAGGCUCUGAAGUUUGAUGACUGGUUAAUAAUAUGCUGUUGAAUCACAAUCUCAUCAGAUUGGUAUUUCCACACUAAACACUGGAGUGAGUGUUUAAAGCCAAAAAGUUUGACGGUGCUGAAAGGACAGAACAUUUUCAGAGCUCCAGAGUGAGCCAUGCACUGUACUUUUUGAUUUCUGUUCAUCUUAAAUGCUUUAUUUGUAGGACAGUUUUAAAAUAGUGCUUUCCAUGUGCAGGCGUUUUAGUGAAAGUGGUCUGCAGCUUGAUGAAAAGGAACAUCUGACAAAAAAUAGUGUAAAAAUUCAAAAGCAUACUGGCAUGCUCUGCCUUUUUGGCCUGUAGUUGUGGAAAGUACCCUGUUCAGCACUGGAAUAUGUGCAUACCACAGAACCAAGUGAUGCCAGUGUUCAGCUGCAUAGCUGUGCUACCUACAUUUUUCAGUAUUUCUCCACCCCAGAGUCAAUCAAAGAAGCAUUUAAAUAGGGAAACAAUUUAAUGCUCAGUUCUCCUUUAGUCCUUUACAGUUUGAUUCGGGUGCUGUGACUCUUAGUACUGUUCUAAAUUAACUUCUCUCUCUUUCCUCUGAAGAGCUUUGCAGCAUCUGGGAGGAAAAAAACAAAUCGGUGCUUCUGCAAUCUGUAGAUGCCUGGAGAGAUGGUACCAGAGGAAAUGUAGGAAACUCAGUUCCAACAAUUGGCAUCUCUUCGUACUUCCAGACUAUCAGAUUUCUCAUGCCAUUUGUCAAAACUGUAAUCAGUUUUCCGUGUGAAACAGGCCUUUUGUACAUGUACUGAUUUUUAAAAUCCCAUGUUUUCUAGAGCUUUUAAAGAGGUUUUCUGCUGGAAUCAGCAAUAUUCUGGUUAUAGGGCUGUAUUUACUGCUAGACUGUAAAAUGUCUGAAAGAUAUGUUAAGUAUGGGAGCUGUUCAAAUGGACUCUGUUUAAAGAACACCCUGCACCAAAAUUCCAUAUUGCCAGCUGCCGAUUCUACAGAUUUUACGCCUAAUUGAAGUGGGAUAUGUAGAUGUGGGGAAAUAAUCCCUGUGGAGAAAUGAUUCUGUGCUCAUUAGCAGGAGGAUGCCAAGAGCGGGACUGGGGUAUGUAUCAGAAAGAUGGGCGUAUCAUUUGCAGGGGGCUGUGGAAUAGAUUGCAAAGUUGAUAUCCAGCAUCAGAAACGGAUGCAAUAAUCGCUGAGCCUGUCAUAGCCAUUCUUAAAGAUAACUACUGCAAAAUAACACCUUAAUUUUAUGUUUUUAUUAUCGCAGGUAAGUGGUUCUGUUGGUUAGUCUGAUGGCUUCUGGAGAUAUGACAAUGCACUGUCAUGUAAAAUAAUUGCUCCGUGAGAAUCCCCGAAGUCAGGGUGGUUAAGGUAAGGCCAAGCUCUCUGUUUCGAUGCAGACCAGUAUGGAACCCCACACGACACAGCAAUACUUACAAUCAAGAGAAACUGAACUAUCUCUGUGUAACAACAGGUAGUCUGUAUUUACUGCUUCCCUGUACAAAUCAGGCUGCUACUCCUGGUUAUAGAGAAAUAAAGUGUGUGAUUUUCCUGCUGUAAUGACAGAUUUUUAAGGAAAAUGUAGAUAAACACGAUGAAACUCCUUAAUACAUUUUUCAUCAGUGUUACAGCAUAAAUUUUAACCCAAUUCAAUUAGUCUCAGUGUUGAAUUCUUCAUUCUAAUUAAUAAAUAUUUCCACACGCAUCUCAGGGGAUACUAGAAUUUUACUGAAGUGUACAUGAAUUGGCCAGUAACUGUACAGCUUUUUCAAUUACAGAAUUAUCUAGGUUGGAAAAGAUGGGAGUCCAACUUCUGACCAGUCACCAGACUUUUCAAUUAGACCAUGGCACUAAGGGCCACGAACAGUCGUUUCUUGAACACCUCCAGAGAUGGUACCUCCCACUUCCUCCCUGGGAAUGCUUAUUCCAUUCCAAUGCUUAACAACCCCUUCUGUGAAGAAAUUCCUCCUAGCACUUUAUAUUGCUCUAGAACAGACACCAACAGUCACCAAUGUGAAGACAUGCCUGACUUGUAAAUGCAUUACUUUAGACCACUGAUCUUAGAACUAGAAGUAACUGAGAUAUCACAGUAAUAGCACCAGCCCUCGGAGGCCUCUUGACACACUUCCAUCCUUCAGGAAAAGAGUAAUUUCAAGGCAAAACAAGGACAAAGUGUGCUCUGACUAGACUGUUUUUUGGUUGCUUGAUAUACAUGCUGAGAAGCCUGACACGAGUAUCACUCUGAUUGCUCUGUGGUAGUGUUCUCUUCAGUGUACAGCGUGACCCUCUUAACAGCCUAAAGGACUGUCAACCUUGUGACAGAAAUUUUGUGCUAGCAGAAUGGAGAAAAGGGAGAAUAGUACUCAGAUUUUGAGGAGUAUCUAGAAAACCCCUGCCUUGACCCCCCCUUUUUAAAAAAACCCACCAAACUCUGGUUUGCGUUACGGAGAAAAAGCCUCCUUUUCCAAGAAUACUUAUUUUAAGAACUUCUAAAAGAUGUAGCAUCACCUUAGAGCCAAACACUAAGCAGGCAGUAUAAAUAGUUUUUUGCCCCCAUUUCCAAACAAACACACCUGUCUAUAAUACUGUUAUUCAGGUGUAUACUCUAUGCUGGGCAUAACAAAAAACUUAACCUGCAUUGAAGUUCAAAACUUGAAAAGUAUCAGUGCAGAGUCUUUGUUUUUCUAUUAAAAAAAGACAGAAAGCAACAACUUCCUUUCCUUGUUUAUUAUGGUUACUUAUUCAAGGCAAUUGAACAGUUACUGUAGCUCUUCAGGGUCCCUGCUAAGGUGCAUCUGCUGUAGUAUUUUGACAUAUAUUCCGUGGUGUUUAGUGGCAAGAUAUAAUCCAGUUAGAGCCUGUACCAGUACACCCAGACUCAUCUUUCUAAAGACAGGCUGAGCGACUGUGAGCCAGUAGCGGACUGCGUUUUCUUUCCCUGGCAAGGGAGAUGACAUGUACCUGAACAACAUAAAGAGUGAUAGAAACUUACUUCUUUUUCCCAUGCAAAUGUCAAGAUUUAACAUUAUAAAUAUUUAGGUAGAUAGUCAUUUUCUCCUUCCUCUCCUAAGUAAUACUCACCUGGUGGUACUGAGCUCUCUGGAUAAAUGCUGUAAAAGAUCCUGACCCAGUACUGAGUCUUGCCAAGCCUUGCUGUGCUCUGAAUUACACAGAACGACACCUGCCAGGGAGUUUGGCUGCUAGGCACUGCCCAGGGUCACUGAGGUCUCUCAGCUCUCCAGCCAUCUUCACAGCUUGGCAAGAUGGUAGCCACCACUGCCCACACCCAGGCACAUCCUGGGUGGCUCGUAGGGUUCCAGUUAAAUACAAGUGCUUCCCAGUGAAUCGGUUUGCAGAUCUUGUUUCAUUUUAAAGCCUUGGUGUAGCUCUUACAAACUUCACCUUGUAAUUAGAUGACCUUAAUAUAAACCCCCUCCCCAUGUAUUACAUGCCUACAAGACAGGUGUGCACAGACUAAAAUUCCACAGAAUUUACUCUGAGAGCUGAAGAUUUAACCAAUAAAUACACUUGAUUCAUUGCAGGUUAAUAAGACAUACCUGGCUGCAAGGCUUCCGUUCAGGGGGAGAGCCAGGAAAACAGGAUAGAGAGCACCCACAACAGCCCCUACUAAUCCUCCUCUGACCACGGCACAGACCUCACAGUUCAGCUGACCUG